AUGCCUGGGGAGCAGCCCCGAGGAGCACCGCCCCCAACCAUGACGGGAGACCUGCAGCCCUGCCAAGUCGCCAGAGGCCUGGGGCGCCCCUCCCAGCCCCCCCGCGAGGACCACGCCCCAGCCAACAGGGCCACCAAGGGCACGAGAGAGGCUGGCAGCGGGGCCCAAGCAGUGGAGUCCCCUGAAGCCCAGCCAAGGCAGACCAGGGAGGGGAAGCCUACGGCCUCACUCCUGAGAACCCAGGCCCUGAUCAGCCCCCCUGGGAAGGAGGGCAGUCCCCGGGCCCCGCCAGGGAGGAGCCAGGCACAGGGUCACACGCGGCUGGCAGGCAGGGCCGACAGCAGCACCCAGCAGCUCUACGGUCUGAGUAUUGCCAGCUCAAGGGCCAAGCCCACCCCAGACGAGACCCCUGAGAGCCCGCAGCUCAAGGCCCUCGAGGCCCCAGAGGCAGAAGCCCCCCAGGGCCACAGGGCUGGAGCUCACCUCAGGCCCAGCCUCCCACAGGCCGGGGCCCCUCCUGCCCCUGAAGAGCUCAGUUUCCAAAGGUGCUUCCAGGAGACCCCCUCCAGCUUUACCUCUACCAACUAUACCUCACCAAAUGCCACCCCCGGGCCCCCACCCCUGAGGGCCCCCCAGAGCAGCGGGGCCAGCCCCUGCAGGCCAGCCUCCUAUCCAGAAUUCCAGGCCGACAGGACCAACUCCUGGCCUCCCGCUGCUGAGAACAGCUUCCCAGGUGCUAAUUUCGGGGUCCCCCCCACUAAAUCAGAGCCCUUUCCUGAAGGCAGCAGGCCCAGCAGCCCUGGUAUGGUCUCUUUCCAGUACCCCUUCCCGGCUCUGCCCAGGGCCGGCCCAAAUUCCUUUCCUGCAGACACAGCUGGACAGGAGUACGGCAACAGGGCACUGGCGUUUGCCUUCCACCAGCCCCCAGGAGCGUGGCCGGAGGGCACCGUGGGUGCCAGCCCAGCCUACUCACUGCCCACCCGGCCCACUCACUGCUACCCAGGCCAGCCAGGCAGCCUCAACUCCCCCAGCGACCUCACCAGUACCCUCUCUCCACCUGGUGCUGCUCACCCGGCCCCGAGCCCCUUCCCGGAUGGUUUGCACAAGAGCCUGACCAACACCCUUCCCGAAAGACCACCUUCAGCCCCUGAUGGGCUGGGGAGCCCAAACUCCCUACCCCAGAGGCACUUUGCAGGGCAGGUGUACAGAACCAGUGGGGUGGGCACCAGCCCAGGGCCUCUGGACACCGAGCUGGCCCACCCAGGGCCACCACCCACCAGACUGCCCCUGCUGUGGGACCCCACAGCAGCCCCUUACCCCAUACCUCCCCUGGGCCCUCCAGCAGCUGCCGCCAGGGCCACGUUCUUUGGUGACCAGCCCAGCCCCAGCCAAAGGCUCUGCCUCCCGCCAAGUCCCCCCCUGCCUUGGCCCCAUGUGAUCCCACCCACCACACCAAGCCCCCACCAAGUGGAAAUGCUGAGCCGGCUGCCUUUCCCCGUGGGGGUCCCUGAGUGGCCUGGAGGCAGCCAGGGAGCCCCAGGUGCUGCUGCCGGCAAGACACUCACGCCUGGGGAGAACCUGGUGGUCGUGAGAAGCAGCCCCGGCCAGCCAGGCAGCUCUCCUGGUCUGUUCUCCUACAAUGGGCUGAAAGACCCUGGAGCCCAGCCCCUGUUCUUUGGGGUGGCCCAGCCCCAGGUUUCGCCCCACGGGACCCCCAGCCUGCCCCCACCCAGGGCAAUGGGAGCAUCCCCCAGCGAGUCUCCACUGCCGUCACCCGCCACCAACACCGCAGGCAGCAGCACCUGCUCAUCCCUCUCGCCGCUGUCCAGCAGCCCAGCCAACCCCAGCUCCGAGGAGAGCCAGCUCCCCGGCCCACUCGGGCCUUCAGCCUUCUUCCACCCCCCGACUCAUCCCCAGGAGACCAGCAGCCCUUUCCCAUCCCCCGAGCCCCCACACGCCCUCCCCACCCACUACCAGCCAGAGCCGGCCAAGGCCUUCCCUUUCCCUGCAGACAGGCUGACGGCCAAGGGUGCCUUCAAGUGCCUGGAGGAGGCCCCGUUCCCCGGAGAGGGCCCUGAGGCGGGCAAGGGGCGGCUGUCGGGCUUCCCCCAGGAGCCUCCCCCAUACUCGGGCCACCACUUCUCCCUCAGCAGCGCCAGCCUGGACCAGCUGGACGUGCUGCUCACCUGCAAGCAGUGCGACCGCACCUACAGCAGCCUGGCGGCCUUCCUGGCACACCGGCAGUUCUGCAGCCUGCUCCUGGCCAGGGCCAAGGAUGGCCACCCACAGCCCCCCAACCCCCCAGGGCUCCCUGCACCCACCGCCACCCCCAUGGCACCCACUGACGUGCACCCAGGCAUGCUCAACCACACCAAGCCUGUCCCCUUCCUGUUAGCCGGAGAAGUCCAGGCAGAGGUCAAAGAUGACCCCCUGAGGACAAGUUUCCUGCCCGGCCUGGCUGCCACCCCCUUCCCGCUCCCUGCCUCAGACCUGGACAUGGAGGACGACGCCAAGCUGGACAGCCUCAUCACCGAGGCGCUCAACGGCAUGGAGUACCAGUCAGACAACCCGGAGAUCGACAGCAGCUUCAUUGACGUCUUCGCCGAUGAGGAGCCCUCCGGCCCCAGAGGCCCCAGCGCUGGGCAGCCCCUCAAGACCAGGGUGGGGGCGACUCCAGAAGACAAAGCCCAGCUCCCACUCCCAGCCGUGGCUGCCACACCAAAGCCCCAAGCCCCCUGCCCUGGGGACAGGGGCUACCCAGCCCGAAGCAGACCCAAAACCCGCUCCCUGGGUCUGGCACCAGCAGAGGCAGAUGCAACUAGCCUGGUCAGGCGGCAGAGGCGUGGGAAGCAGUUUAAAUUGUUCCAGAAAGAGCUGGACACAGCCGGUCCUGCCAAGGGGCCCAGCGGGGGCACCAGAGCUGCCUGCCUGAGGCCACGGAGGAAGGGCACCCGGGCACAGCGGCCCCCGCCCCGUCCCCGGGACCUCAGAGCUCAGGCUCCCAAGAGCCAAGCGGACCCUGAGAACCGGACCCUGAGAGCCACCCACCUCGCUAAGGAGACCAGGAGCUCCAGGCGCCCCCGACUGCCCCCCAGGAAGGACGGCAGGAAGAGGAGGGCUCAGGGCGGCACCUGGAGCAAAGAGCUCAUCCACAAAAUCGUGCAGCAGAAGAACCAAUUCCAGGAGUACGACUACGCCUCUGAGUCCGAGGAGGACGAGCGUCCGCGGCAGCGGGGCCCUGGCUUCAGAGGCCGGCCCCGCCAUGGGUGCCGGCGGUGGUGCCGCAGCGAGAAGAGGAAGGAAGCAGACUUGACCCGGGGUCCCCGAGUGGAUGAGGGACAGCAGAAACCCAGGACAGUAGUGAGGCAGCAAACCAGGGAGCCACACAGGCCUGGCCCAGACCCCAGCAAGAGUCCGGAGACCCACAGUCCUUCGCGAAGACAAGAGGCUAGAGUGACCCCCAUGGAAAGAGUCCCCACACCUGCCGAUCACCCCACAGAGGCAUCCCAGCAUCCCCCAGAGGCUCCCACCAACACCAAGACCCCUGAGGAAAACCACCCGUCGCUGGACGUCCCCCAAGAGGCCAAGAAGCCUGAAAUUGCUGAAGAGUCACCCCCCAACGCCACAAAACUCAGACAGGGUUUGAGUCCUUCUCCAGCCCUGAGUGUGAGAGAAAGGCCCAUGCUCCCAACUUCAGAGCAGCCACGACCUGGCACAGAGGACUCUGGCAGACCCACAGUGCUCCCGGUGUCCUGCGACAGAGAGGACCUCCCUGCCUCCCAGCCAGGAGAACUGGCGUCCGCUGCUCACAGCAUCAAUGCUGCCUACCCCGAACCCAGCCUCCUGUUUCUGCAGAACUCUGAUCUCAGCUGUGACCCUGCAUGUUUUAGUGGAGACUCUGUGCAGGUUCCUCUUGACAAAAAAGGGUCCCAGUCCUACAGCAGCUCCCCCAGCGAAUUGUUCCUUGGACCCAAAGUCCUGGCUGGCUGUUUCCCUGAGGACGUGCACUCCAAAUCCUCAGCCGUGGACACACUGCCAGCCAGCAGCUCCUACCUUUGCCAGGAUGGUGUGGAUGCCAACUCCCUUGAGCCAAAACCACCUAAGAAUCCACCUUACACAGCUGAAGCAGACCCAGGUAAAGCCGAAUCACCACUGACCUUGGAGUCCACGUCCCUCUUUUCAGGGCUGCCCGCGGACGGAUUCGAGCCACCUCUCUACGACAGCCUGUCUGCUAACAGGGACACCCAUAUGCCCUUGGCAUGUGCCAACCUUCCCCCGAAGAAACCCCCAUCAGAGCCACCAUACCCCUCGUUUCUGCUGCUGGAGGAAGCAUCCUCCAUGCUGCCCAGCCACUUUCCUGACCUCGCAGGGGGAAAGGCAUUCCAUGAGAAGGGUCCCCACGAAGGGACAGCAGUCCCCAGCCCUCCCCCUGGGCCUGGAAAGGGAAGUGAAUGUAACGUCCCUUUUGUGAGCAAUCUGUGCGAGGAUGAAUUAGAGAUCAAAAGGUUGGUCACUGAAUUAGAAAGUCAACUGCAAAGCAGCCAUAGCAGCCAUGGGGCCCCACGAGAGCCUGGAGGGACUGAGAGCGUGGGCAGGGCACACAUGGGCACAGAGCCGUCCUCCCCGCUGCCCGCCCCCCAGGCCUCCCCUCCCCACGAGCAUGCGUUCUCAGCAGUCGACCUUACGGGUCUGGGGGAAUCAAGUCCACAUCAGGAAGGUGCAGGAGCAGCUGUGGCCGCCACGGAAGGGACUCUGGGGAGCCCCCCUGGAGAGUGGCCCUGCCCGGCCUCACUCCACCCAGGAGAAGCAGCCCUGCCCCCCAGCACCCACGAAGACCUGGCUUCUGGGGCUCCUUUCAGCCACUUGGGGACCAGCCUCAGAGUCUCCAAGGCAGGAAGAGACUCUGGGGUCCCCCUAGGUGUCUGUUUCCCUGACCCUGGGAAGCCACCAGAGCCCCUGCGGGACGCUGGGAGUCCAGCAAAGUGCAGCCCAAACUGUGAGCUUCUACUUCCUAGAAGUAAAGAGACUGCCAGAGCACAAGGAAGCCAGGACAGCCCGCUGUGGCCACCGCCCUGUGAACAGAGAGGAGGGCUUUCCCCAGAACCCCGCAAGGCAGAUGGGCGCUGCCAAGACUCCCCUGCACUGGAAGCCUUCGGCAGCCCCGUGGGCCCCCUGGCACCUGUCUUGGUGCUUCAGGGUGAUGUGCCUCUGCCUCCGGCUGCCACACCACCUCCUGGUUUCAGCAACAGUGGUGCUGUCCAGGGACGCUCUGUAGGUAGAGCAGGUGGGCCCAGGGGAGCUAGGCUCCCCCACCACAUGGUAGAGGGGCCUGGCUUUGAGUGUAAAGGGUUUUUGCCAGGAGGAGCCUCCCCACUGACUCCCCUCCAGGGUGGGGAGGCAAGGUUUGUCCCCAUGCUGAGUCCUGCCUGCGUACCCGACGCUGGCCCUGGCAGGAGGUCCCAGGACCCAGCCUCGAGCCCCUCAGAUCAACCCCAGCUCCUGGGGGCCAGAGCAACUGAGAGCAAAGAAGACACCCAAGGCUUGCAGGGGCCACCACCUGCCAACACCCAAGGCCUGCAGCAAGGAGACUACUCUUCAGACCCAGAAAGGGAGAGUGUAAAUGGUGGGAAGGUGGCUGGCAGCCCUGGCCGGGGCUCCCAGGGAGGUACACAGGUGACAGCUGUCCCUGCAGUGGCCGGACGUCAGUUGGGGCCUGAAACAGAUGGACACAUGGGCUCGCCUGGCCAAACCGAGAAGCCCAAGGAUUACAGCAAAGCCAGUGGGUUCCGGCCAGAUACCUGGGGGAGCCCGGGGGGGCAAGACAACUUCACCUCGGUCAGCGCUGAUCCUGAGACUGCAGGGGCCAGGCCCGCUGAGGGUGAGCAUGAACUGGGGGAAGGCAGGGAGGCCCAGGGCCUUCAGAAUGAGGCACGGCACACCCCAAACCCCACCUCCCCUGAUGGAGAAUCCUCAGAGCCAGCCUUGACAGCAGCCUCCUCCCAAAAUGGGCCCAAGGACCAGAGUCCACAGAAGGCGUCCAGCGCAGGCCAUAACACACAGCUGCUGCUUGCUGGGGACCUGGCUGCCUGUGCCCCCUUACCCUCCUCUUCAGCCACCCCCACUGUCUGCAGCCUCGAGCACCUGCCCCAGGAAGACCCUCCCAUCCCACCUUCUGGUGCCAGGGAUGCCAAAGGUGAGCGGAGGGGGCAACUGCCAGCUUCUCCAUCCUGCAGGGAUGCCUCCAGCCCCCAGCAUCUGCCAGCCUGCUCCCCUGCCUGGGAACCUCUGGAAGAGGCCAACUGUGUCCAAGCCCGCCCAGAUGCUGUGGUUUGGGGGCCUCCGGUGGCUGUCCUGGCUUGCCACCCUCUCCUGGGGGACAGCAGCCUGCUGGAAGAUCCUCCUGCAUGCCAGCCUCGCUUCGUCAAUGUCUUAACCUCCAUCUGUUGGGGGGAUGGCCCUAAAGAGAACACGUUAAGAACUACAGAAGAUUCCAGAAAACAGAGACCGAGGGGGUCUCCUGCCUGUGCUGCCCCUCCUCCUUCAGUGGGGGCCGUCUCCCCACAAGUGGACGUCAAGACUGCUGGCCCAUCCAGCAUUCCUGCCAAAGAUGAGACAGAGGCGGUCAGAGGGUCUCAGGUACCAGACACCCCCUGCAGGGGAGCCCCACCCCACUCCAGCCCAGGCAGGAUGCCCAAGGGCCCCUCUUCAGACCCCCCAAGCAAAACUGCCAACCUUGGCCACAGGGAAGGCCAGGAGGUCACAGCAGUGCCCACUGACCCUACCACGCUGGGGACAGCAGGGCCAGAGUCCCAUGCCUGCCUGGAAAGUGAGGCAGAGGCUGGCCACAAAGGACUGGAGGACCCAGGGACACCUGAGGCCGGGCACUCUGGUAUCACAAAGGUGCCCAGAGGUGGUUCCACAGGCUCAAUAGGCCCCUGCCCUUCUGCAGGACUCCACUUGAGCAGAGCCACCUCUCCAAGCAGCACAGCAAGAGACUUCAGGUGCAACUCCCCCCAAAGCCACAAAAAUGUCCCCCAACAGACACCCAAGGGGGGCCCCAUCAGUCCCCAAGAUCCCAAACAAAGGCCCCGUGGCUUUAAAAAGAAGCCUGUGUCCAUGGAGAAUGGCCACUGGAAGGGUCGUGCCCUUGGCGGGCCUCCUGUGACCUGUGAGGUCUGUGCAGCCUCCUUCCGCUCUGGGCCAGGACUCAGCCGGCACAAAGCCAGAAAACAUCAGCCUCACAGAGGGGCCACCUCCAAGCCGAGCCCACCAGUCCAGCCCCGAGAACCCACAGUCCAAACGUGCCAGACCCCGGGGAAGAAAAGCCACAAGGGGCCUGGGAAGGAGAGACCUAGGCUAGCAGGCCCCAGCCGUGCCACUGGGCCUCCUCCCAUCCAGGGCUCUGCAGCUCCUGGAGACACCCUGGGUCCUGAGCCUUCAAAGGAGGGUCAGCAGGCGCUUGGCAUUAUCGGGACCCCAGACUCUCCACCCAACCAGCAACCACAUCCCCCAGGCCUGAUGCAGCAAGGGGUGUGUGUGAAGCCCACAGGCUUAGAGCCCAAGAGACCAGACCAGGCAGAAGAGGAUACUCUCCAUCCCAAACAGGCAGAGAACAGAGAAGAUCAGAGGCAGAGCAGAGUGCCCACGACCUCCCCCCGCAACAGGAAAUCAAACAAGAAAGUGGCAAAGCUGAGAGUGAGAAGGUUCCGGGAACAGAGCACUCCCCAGGCCUCUCCUGAUGUGAUUUCAGACAGGCGCUGCUCAAAUCCAUCAACUGCAAUUGCCAAUUACACGGCCCGUCUGAGCUGCUGCCUCCCAGCAGCGGGGGAGCGUGAGGCCAAUGUGGGGCAGCCCCCUGGCUCAGCCAUGCCAGGGCCCCGGGUAGUGGAGGAUGCCAUAGAGAUAUCGCCCAGAGGCUGGAUGAUGCGUCCAGGGAGGAUGGAGGGAGCAUCUCCUGGGGACAGGGCAUCGGGCAUUUGCAAAGAGCCAUCGCAGGCAGCCGGGAGCAAGCCCACAGAGGACAGCAGAGGAGCUGAGAGUGGGUCAGGGGAAGGCAUUUGGGAGGGGCACGGGCCCCGCUCAGACCCCCCGGAUCCUCCUGAAACUCCCAGUUCUGAAGCAGGCAGCUGCCUCCAGGGGCCUGAGGGCACUGCUCCUGAAUCCCCCAGCCCGGGUUCCAGGGACCCUCUGGGCUUGUUUGAUGAUGAGACCUCCUUUUCCCAGCUCUUCCCUCUGAGCGGCCGCCUGACUCAGAAGAAGAACCUCCGCGUCUACGGGAAGCGCUGUCAAGAGCCAAAGCGACCGCCCCCCCAGCCAAGCAGUGGGGUUGGGGGUGGCCCCCCACUGUGCCCCACCCGCCUGCCCACAGACCUCAGUGACUCUGGCUCCCUCUGCCUCUCCCACGAGGACCUGUGGGACGACGAGGCCACGGGACUGCCGGAGUCCUUCCUCCUGGAUGGGUUUCUCAACAGCAAGGUGCCAGGCAUUGACCCCUGGGCCCCCAGCCUGUGCCUGUGGACCCUGGAGCCCAACAGGGAAGCCGACGGAGCCGAGGAGGCAGUCUCCUGCUGCUCCGAGGACGAUCGGUCAGAGACCAUCCCUGAACUGCACAUGGUCCCGGCGGCUUGGCGAGGUCUGGAGCUGCGGGCCCCUGCUGAUGAGACAUCCUCUUCUCUUGGAGACAUGAGCCCAGAGCCCCCCAACCUGGAGAGAGAACGAUAUGAUGGUGGGCUCUCUGGGAAUGCUGGUCUGCUGCCGCUUCAUGCUGUGGACUUUGAGCUGCUCAGCACCAAGUUUGAGGUGCAAGACCUGUGCUUUCUGGGACGCUGUGACGACCUCGUGGAUCUCUCCAGCAAGAGCUUCUCAGACUUCAAGGCCACAAUGAAUGCACAGGAGCCACGAAACAAAAGGACAGAAGAGGCGGCCAGGGAAAGAAGGGCCCAGGGCAGAGACCGGCCUGCUAAAGGCAGGCAGGCCCCCUAUAAGUGCAAGGUAUGUUUCCAGCGCUUCCACGGCCUGGGCGAGCUGGACCUGCACAAGCUGGCCCACAGCGCCUCGCCACCGCCCACCUGCCACCUGUGCGUGGAGCGCAGGUUCGGCUCGCGUGAGCUGCUCCGGGAGCACCUGCAGGAGAAACACCUGCCAGGCAAGGCAGGGCCAUGGGCCUGCGGCAUGUGCCUGAAGGAGGUUGCUGACAUCUGGAUGUACAAUGAGCACCUGCGAGAGCAUGCUGUCCAGUUUGCCCGCAAGGGGCAGGCGCGGAGAUCCCUAGGGGACCUGCCCGGGGGCUUGGAGGGGGACAGCGCCGUCACGCGCUUCCUCAACAGCAUAGUGGAGCAAGCCUCCAAACCCCACAGGGUCAAGCACUCAAGAGGCAGGGCCGGAGGGAGCCCCGAAGAGACACGGAAGCAAGAGAGGGGUGCUGGGAGAGAGACUGCCAGGGAGAGAGCCAGGCCGGGGGACCUGCCCGGGGGCUUGGAGGGGGACAGCGCUGUCACGCGCUUCCUCAACAGCAUAGUGGAGCAAGCCUCCAAACCCCACAGGGUCAAGCACUCAAGAGGCAGGGCCGGAAGGAGCCUUGAAGAGACACGGAAGCAAGAGAGGGGUGCUGGGAGAGAGACUGCCAGGGAGAGAGCCAGGCCCAGGGCGUGGGCCGAGUCCUCAAACCAGGAUGGCGCCUGGACGCCAGACAGCAUCCUGGCCGACUGCGGCAGCCUGUCCCCCUGCGAGAACCCCACUCCAACCAGUGGCUCUGCCACCCUCCCGGGCUCCACCAAGACAUCCCCCAGCCUGUCCCCAGACCGCUGGUGCAGCAGCGAGCCCCUCCUCCAAGCCAUUCCGGUGCAUGAGGACUGCAAGGACCCCUCCCGCGACUGCCACCAUUGCGGGAAGCAGUUCCCCAAGCCCUUCAAGCUGCAGCGCCACCUGGCGGUGCACAGCCCGCAGCGCGUCUACCUGUGCCCCCACUGCCCCGGGGUCUACCCGGAGCCCCACGAGCUGCGCGCACACCUGGGCGGAGUGCACGGGGUGCAGGAGGAGCGGGAGCUGCCGUACACCCCGCUGUACACCUGUGAGCUCUGCGCCAACGUCAUGUGUGUCAUCAGGAGGUCCUUCAUAUGCAGCACCUGCAACUACACCUUCGCCAAGAAGGAGCAGUUCGACCGGCACAUGGACAAACACCUGAGGAGGGGGCAGCAGCCCUUCCCCUUCCGUGGCGUGCGCAGGCCCGGAGCCCCCCGGCAGAAGGCCCCGGCCCUCGAGGGCGCACUGCCCCACAAACGGCGCAGGGUGGCCGUGCCCAGCAGCCCCGCCCUGGGCCAGGGGUCCCUCCCAGCCCUGCUCCAGCUCUGCCUGGAGGUGGCUACCAGCACCUCCCAGGGAUGGCCCGAGACCCAGGAGAGGCUCAUGGAGCCCGUGGACCACCCAGCCAGGGAGGCCGAUCCGCCGGCUGACCACCAGGAGCUCCCUCCACUGUCUCUGUCUUCUUUCCCAGCUGCUUCGGCUGAUGGCAAAGGCGGCCACCAGCCAGAUGGAGCCUUGGAGAGGCCUGAAGUCACAGCCUCCCCAGGCAGCCCUGAGCCUCUUCUCCAACAAGCUCUCCCUUCGCGGGCAUCCCUGGCCCAGUCAGGCACAAGGGGCCAAGAUGCAGAGGGAAAGAGGGCUCCUCACCUGUUCUCAGGGAAACACAGGACCCCAAGCGCCCGUGGCAAAUGUGCACCUGACCAUUCCCCAGAAGGCUCCUCCCUGCUCGUGUCCACAUGUCACGUGCUGCCUGAGGGAGGCACAGGGGGCCCCUCCCACAAGGGCCAUGCCACCAAGCCUGGGGGCUGCCGGAGUUCAUGGAAAGACAGGUCAGCUGAAUCCACCCCCAGCAAAGUGCCCAAGUUCCCAGUGCACCCGAGGAAGUCUGUGGGGAGCCCGGCACCCAGAGAGCCACCCCAUGGCACUGAGGACAGGAUGAAGCCCAACACCCCCAAAGCCACACCAGGCCCUAGCUCCCAAGGUAGUGGGGGCUCACGCACCAGUGUCAAGAUGGGUGGAGGCAGCCAGCCCCAGCCAGCCAGCGGACAGCUGCAGAGUGAAAUGGCCACCACCCUGGCCAAGCCCAGCUGCCCCAGACGGAGCCCUGCAGCAGACAAGCCCCCACCUCGAGCCCAGGCCAGGGCCUGCACCAAGGAGUUCCAAGGGAGCCCAGGUCCCAGGGAAAAGGGACAGACCAGUGAGAAGAGGAGAAGGGGCCAGGCCUUGGGCCCAGCCAGGAGUGAGGGUGUGGGGAGCUUGGGGAAUGCCCCCUUGGCCCCUGAGAAACCCACCCGGACCCCUCGGAAGCAGGCAACCCCCAGCCGCCUGCUACCUGCCAAGCCCAGACCCAGCAGUUACAGCAGCAAGACCAGGCUGCAGCUCUCAGAGCAGCGGAAGGGGGAGCCCAGCCACACACACAGGAAGGAGGGGCUGGGCAAGGCCUUCCCUUUGGCGAGACCCCUGCUCAGGCCCCCUAAGAGGGGCAGCGCUGUCCGUGGUGCUGAGCCUGCCGACCCCCGCGACUACCGGACCGCCGAGUCCCAGAGUGACGUCCUCAGCCAGCUCUUCGGGCAGAGACUAACUAGCUUCAAGAUCCCUUUGAAGAAAGACGCUGCUGAGUAAUUUAUACAAGCAAGUGCCUGUGAGCGGAGCCAGUUCAAUCCCAGCCAGUGGGGGCUCCCGUUCUCUGAGAUGGCUCACUGUGUGGCCAUCCACCUGCUUUGGUUGCCCUGACUUAUCAUGCACGUGCUCAGACUUUGGUGUCAGAGCCGAGACUGUGGCACUCUGAGCAGGGCCUGGGGUGGACAGUACUCUCUUUCUUGAUGGAAAACUGCACAUGAGGGUCAGGCCAGCUGCAGCCCCUCUGAGACCACACAGCUGUUUUCUCGGUACCAAGUACUUGAAGAGAGAACAGCUCACCCCUGCCCCAGCCCCGUGUGCCCUGUUGGCAUGGUGCCAUACACUGCAGAGCCCAACAAUUGAAGAUUUGCACAGACCCCCCUCCCAUCUAGCAGGGAAGUAAGUCGAGGCAGCCGAUCAGACGGUGACAGUUUCCCUCCUCAGUCUUGUUGCUGCUGUUGCUGGAAUUCCAAAGUGACCUUAGAAAUCACGGGGGUAGGGCAGGGCUCUCCACUCAGAAGAGCCAUUUCUGAGCCGCCUGGUCCCAAGAGCACAAUAGGCCUUCUCCCUCUGACCACAGGGUCGUGCCCACGCUGUUCGCGCUGCCCGUGGACAUGCCCAUCUCUAGCACACCUUGACCCCCCGGGACCAGGUUCCCAUAUGGAACGUGGAGAAAACUGCUCAUCUGCUGGCCCUCACCCGCUCUCCCUCCCCAGAACCCCACCCCCACCCCCCCAGCCUCUA
Galeopterus variegatus (Sunda flying lemur) is the source of this 12384-nucleotide messenger RNA. RefSeq names its product zinc finger protein 469 (gene ZNF469). The record is from RefSeq and is a predicted model, not a curated record. NCBI's taxonomy places the organism in Eukaryota, Metazoa, Chordata, Mammalia, Dermoptera, Cynocephalidae. The transcript has 2 exons. Bases 1 to 11643 code for a protein of 3880 amino acids.